AGUUGAGGUAAAUGCUAUAAAUAACCCUCACAAAUGGUCAUGGUUUUGUACACAGCAAUUAUCAGAAAUAAUUGGUAUAUUUCUCUGCACCGAAUUCAGGAGUCUGUGCUUCAAGCAAUACAAGAGGUAAUACAGGCCAUAACGAGCGUUAGGAUUUUUCAGGGCAGUCUGUCGGAUUUGUAAGUUGUAAUCUGUGUGAGAUUCUCUGCAGCGAAUUCAGGAGUCUGUGCUUCAAUCAAUACAAGAGGGUUUUGAAAUAUUCAAAAGAAGAGAGUUGAAAGAGAAAUGCCGAGCAGGCCCGGGGGUCCUGUAACGCAAGACUGGACGCCUGUAGUCUUGCACAAACGGCCUCAGAAAUCGAGUGAAUCGCGCGAUCCAAAAGCUGUAAACGCUGCACUGAGGGCUGGCGCAAAGGUUGAAACCCUAAAGAAAUUUGACGGUGGGCAGAACAAGAAGACGCAACAGCCUGUUGUUAAUGCCAGAAAGCUUGAAGAGGAGACCGAACCAGCCGCGCUUCAGAAGAUUUCGCCGGAGGUUCGGCAGGCUAUUCAGAAGGCUCGACUUGAGCAGAAAAUGAGCCAAGCUGAAUUGGCGAAGCGUAUAAAUGAGAGGCCUCAAGUUGUUCAGGAGUAUGAGAGUGGGAAAGCUGUGCCAAAUCAGGCUAUUUUGUCUAAGAUGGAGAGGGCUUUAAGCAUAAAACUUAGAGGGAAGAUUUCCAAGUAAAAGACCGAUUUAGCUGUCAUCAACGAAAAAUUUAGUUGUAGGAUCAGCGUGAAAUCUUAGAUCUUUGAGAACGGAUGUUCCUCUUAAUUCUGUGAUAUUUUCGUCUAGGAACCAACCGAUCGUUGCAGCUAUGCAAAGCUGAUGAUUAGUUCUGUUAUGUGUAAGCCAAAAUCUUUGAUUAAAAAUGCCUAUGUGAAUAUAAUGGUUGUCAAUUUAUGGUUAUCAAUUUUACUA
This is a messenger RNA of Cryptomeria japonica (Japanese cedar), 957 nucleotides long. RefSeq names its product multiprotein-bridging factor 1c. NCBI's taxonomy places the organism in Eukaryota, Viridiplantae, Streptophyta, Pinopsida, Cupressales, Cupressaceae. Gene Ontology annotation, cellular component: nucleus. Bases 286 to 723 code for a protein of 145 amino acids. The record is from RefSeq and is a predicted model, not a curated record. Gene Ontology annotation, molecular function: DNA binding. The transcript has 2 exons.